This is a messenger RNA of Sphaerodactylus townsendi, 2539 nucleotides long. RefSeq names its product zinc finger protein 883-like. Gene Ontology annotation, biological process: regulation of DNA-templated transcription. The transcript has 6 exons. The coding region runs from base 362 to 2185 and encodes 607 amino acids. The record is from RefSeq and is a predicted model, not a curated record. NCBI's taxonomy places the organism in Eukaryota, Metazoa, Chordata, Lepidosauria, Squamata, Sphaerodactylidae.
CUCCUUUGAAAAAAGUUAAGUGACCAUGUGAGUUUGCUGACUUCAGAUGGGAGCUGGACUGGAAGCUCGCAGAAUGGCGGGUCGUAUAAUCCCUUUUACAACAAUUGAAUGCUCCAAACUCCUUAUGCUUUCCUUGAAAUAAAGAAGUGACAGCAGAAAGUUGGUCUGGAUGAUCUCCUUCUUGCCCUGGAGGAAAGCAGACAGCCAUGCAGCUGACUCAGCACGCCUAUCAUGAUUCAUGGGGAACGAGAUUGCUUUCUGAUUCCAGGGACUGGUGUCUUUUGCGGAGGUGGCCGUGUACUUCUCUGUGGAAGAAUGGGUCUUGCUAGAUGCAUGCCAGAGAGCGCUAUACAGGGAGGUCAUGCUGGAAAAUUAUGUGAUGGUGGUCUAUGUGGAGCACUGGAGUCCCACGCCUCCUCUCAUCUCCUGGCUGAAGGAAGAAGACCUCUUCCUGCAGAGCUCCACAGAAGAAGUGCAAUCAGCAGGUGUUUUUGGGGGGAGCAAGACUAAAGAGGAAUUUUCAGGAGUGUCGUUCAAGGUUGUCACGGACAGAGAGAAGUUGGGCAGUGAAGAAAAGAUUCAGGAGGGGAAGAAGCAUUACAAAUGGUUGGAAUGUGGAAAAAACUUCAAUUCCAGUUCAAACUUUACUUCCCAACAAAGAACCAAUACAGGAGAGAAACCAUAUCACUGCUCAGUGUGUGGAAAGAGCUUCAGUCAGCAUAACACCCUCAUUUCCCAUCAAAUAAUUCACACAGAUGGGAAACCAUGCCAAUGUUCAGAGUAUGGAAAGAGUUUUAGUUGGUGUGACACCCUCACUUCCCAUCAAGUAAUUCAUACAAGAGAGAAACCAUAUCAGUGCUCUGCAUGUGGAAAGUGUUUCACUCGGAGAGACAAGCUCAAUAUCCAUCGAAGAAUUCACACAGGAGAGAAACCAUACCAGUGCUCAGGGUGUGGAAGGAACUUCAGUCACCGUGGCAGCCUCAUUUCCCAUCAAAGAAUUCACAUGGAUGAGAAAGCAUAUCAGUGCUCAGAGUGUGGAAAGAGUUUUAGCGGGUGUGAUGCCCUCACUUCCCAUCAAAGAAUUCAUGUGGAUGAGAAAGCAUAUCAGUUCUCAGAGAGUGGAAAUCGUUUUAGCAGGAACCACACCCUCACUUCCCAUCAAAGAAUUCACAUGGAUGAGAAAACAUAUCAGUGCUCAGAGUGUGGGAAGAGUUUUAGCAGGCAUCACGCCCUCACUUCCCAUCGAAGAAUUCAUGUGGAUGAGAAACCAUACCAGUGCUCAGAGUGUGGAAAGAGUUUUAGCAGGCAUGAUGCCCUCACUUCCCAUCGAAGAAUUCAUGUGGAUGAGAAACCAUACCAGUGCUCAGAGUGUGGAAAGAGUUUUAGCGGGCGUGAUGCCCUCACUUCCCAUCGAAGAAUUCACGUGGAUGAGAAAACAUACCAGUGCUCAGAGUGUGGAAAGAGUUUUAGCGGAUGUGAUGCCCUCACUUCCCAUCGAAGAAUUCAUGUGGAUGAGAAACCAUACCAGUGCUCAGAGUGUGGAAAGAGUUUUAGCGGAUGUGAUGCCCUCACUUCCCAUCAAAGAAUUCAUGUGGAUGAGAAACCAUACCAGUGCUCAGAGUGUGGAAAGAGUUUUAGCGGGCGUGAUGCCCUCACUUCCCAUCGAAGAAUUCAUGUGGAUGAGAAACCAUACCAGUGCUUAGUGUGUGGAAAGAGUUUUAGCGGGCAUGAUGCCCUCACUUCCCAUCGAAGAAUUCAUGUGGAUGAGAAAGCAUGUCAGUGCUUAGAGUGUGGAAAGAGUUUUAGCAGGGGUGACACCCUCACUUCCCAUCGAAGAAAGCAUAGUCGAGAGAAACCAUAUAUAUGUUCACAAUGCGGAAAGAGCUUUCUUUUGAGGGGAUCGUUUAGAAAACAUCAGAUAGUCCACAUUGCAGAGAAACCCCAUCAGUGCUCUGAAUGUGGAAAGAGUUUCAAAAGAAGAGACAGCCUUAGUGAACAUCAAAGACUCCACACAGGGGAGGGGCUGCAUAGCUGCUCAGUUUGUGACAAGAGCUACUGUAGGAAACCAAACCUAAAUAGGCAUCUAAAAAUGCACGAAGGAAUGAAACCAUGUAAUUCCACAGAAUGUGGAAAGAGAAAUCCUUCAGUGGCAGGUGAUACACAGCCAUAUAACUGCUCAGACUGAGGCUAUUUUCAGAAAGGAAACCCUACCAGACUACUAAAAUUAUAAAAGGCAAAGUAAAACUGUAAAAAGUAGAAAAACCUUGGGAUGUGAAGAAAAGCUUCAGAGGUAACCUGCAUCUAAGUCAAAAUCAAAAUGUCCAGGCCAGAGAAGGGUCAAUUAGUUUGGCAUCUGAAAAUCAGAUCUGCAUGAACCUCCUUAAAUAGUCAGUGAUGGGAGAUCUUUUCAACUCUUGGGAAAAGAUUUCUUGGGCCGUUUCCGCACGGGCGGAAUAUGGCGGCCUGGGGAUGGCAAAAACGCCGUCCCCAGGCCGCCAUUCGCACAGGGGGCGCAGCUGCAUCGCAGCCGCGCCGCCCU